AUGGAAAAUCAACCACCCCCAGCCUCCGGCACUGGGCCCCUUUCGGAAACUCCCUCUGACUUGGAGAAUCUUUCCAUCAUUGCGAGAUGCCGCCGCUUCCCUAGAUUCCGGGUUCUCGUGAAUCCUCUCUUUUGGACGAAACUGCAAGUCGAGCUCCUAGGAUGCACCUUUACUCGACCCCAUGUCGCACCUCCAACGCUUGUGAUGAGAGGUCUUGACUCUGGCGAGGUUUUCCGUCCAGUGAAGACCAAGGAUGGGAAAUUCUCCGAGUCCUUUGACAUGACAACCGCAGUCUUGCCUCUCCUUUAUGAUGAAAAAUCAGACAAGGCUCCGCUAGGACUCUGUUGUGAGCCGGAACUGAACUUUGGCUUUGGGGCCUAUCGGGACACUUCAAUACCUGUCUUUUACUUUUACCUGCGAAAUGGACUUGGCCUUCCAACUAAGCCUCCUGUUGCAUAUCUUGAUUCUGACCGCCUUGCUUCAUGGCGCAGGGAGAGGUGUUCUAGAACUUUCUGUGCCUCUGAGUUCAAUAGUGUAGGCCGCAGUUUGGCUGCGCGGAAAUGGAGAAAGCUUCGAUCGACCUUCACCGAGCCACUCCACGAUCCGUACCUGGUGGCGGUAUUGAUUGCCCUUGCCCAAGAACAAUGGAGAGCCUUCGCGACCAAGCCUGUGACCGGCGUCAUCUCCAAAGUGCUAUAUUCGUCCGAGGACACCAAUUUCAUACACCUCUACACUGCAAACAUAUCAUCCGAAUUCAUACGCAUGUUGAGGGACCCGUUCAAAACCCCGUCGGAGCCACAGCAUGUUUCGAUCCGGAUCACCGCCAUUCCCUAUGAACCCCACGAAACCCUGCGUGAUCGCCUUUGGGCGCUGAUACUGUCCGCGACGAGCCUGGAAGAAGUGGGCACGGCAGAGGAUUUGGUUGUGUAUAAGGAGCCUGGUCCUACAACUCCACCAGCCAAUUCACAUCUAGACGAAUCGGGGCCUGGUGUUGCUAGAGACUCAUGUUAA
Messenger RNA from Metarhizium acridum CQMa 102, 1011 nucleotides. RefSeq lists its product as uncharacterized. The record is from RefSeq and is a predicted model, not a curated record. NCBI's taxonomy places the organism in Eukaryota, Fungi, Ascomycota, Sordariomycetes, Hypocreales, Clavicipitaceae.